AUGACCAGCAGAGGUGCCCCGGCCGGUCGUAGAGUGCUAUUGCCUCCGAUCAACUUUCUUUUCCGCUUGCUCCAACAGCGUACUCCAGUUCAAAUUUGGCUCUACGAACAGCUGGCCAUCCGCAUCACAGGCGUGAUACGCGGCUUCGAUGAAUUCAUGAACCUGGUUAUCGAUGAUGCCGUCGAAAUCAAGCUUUCUCCGAAGACCAACGAGCCCGAGUCCAAACGGCCAUUGGGGCAAAUCCUUCUCAAGGGAGACAACAUUUCCUUGAUCCAGGCCCUGUCUGGGUCAGCAUGA
Messenger RNA from Thermochaetoides thermophila DSM 1495, 297 nucleotides. Its product is annotated as small nuclear ribonucleoprotein E-like protein. The coding region runs from base 1 to 297 and encodes 98 amino acids. Gene Ontology annotation, molecular function: RNA binding. The transcript has 4 exons. Gene Ontology annotation, biological process: spliceosomal snRNP assembly; mRNA splicing, via spliceosome. The record is from RefSeq and is a predicted model, not a curated record. Gene Ontology annotation, cellular component: U2 snRNP; precatalytic spliceosome; U4 snRNP. NCBI's taxonomy places the organism in Eukaryota, Fungi, Ascomycota, Sordariomycetes, Sordariales, Chaetomiaceae.